ACGGAUGGCGGGACGGCGACCGUAAUCACGAGCGGCUGCCUGGGCGAUCCUUCUCUGUGUCCCUGUCCCCUCCCCAUGACUCACUGGGUCAGCUCCCGAAUCUCUCGGGAUCAUGCCCGGACAUGUCGGGCCGUAGGCGGCAGAGGCGUUAAGCCCGGACUUGUCCUUGGAGAAGUAAACAGGCGGCGCUAUUUAAACCAGCCCAUACUCCAUUUUGAAGGGGCUUGUGGAGUAGUUUCUGCCUUCUCGGCCUCGGCGUGUAUCUCGGGUGAGCCACCAGAGAGAAUGAAGCUGCGGGGCAGCGGAAUUCAGCCGUCCAGACAAAUGUGUAAUACUAAGAUGGCCUCCUCCGUCGAUGAGCCCGCUGCGGGUACAUCCGGCAUCGGCCAGACGGAUCAAGAAGCGCUGGUGAAACCCAAACCACUGUUGUUAAAACUUUUAAAGUUUGCUGGCGCACAAAAAGAUACCUUUACUAUGAAGGAGGUAAUAUUCUACAUUGGUCAGUAUAUUAUGUCUAAACAUCUCUAUGAUGAAAAGCAACAACAUAUUGUCCAUUGUGCAAAUGAUCUUCUGGGUGAUCUUUUUGGAGUCCAGAGUUUUUCUGUAAAAGAGCACAGGCAAUUAUAUUUGAUGAUUUCCAAAAACCUAACAGCCAAUCAGCAAGACUCUAGUAAUGUUAACACAUCUUCGAAUCAGUCCAGGUCCCUGCUAGAAAACGGAAAUGCUAUAAAGGAAUCAAUGCAAGAGUCAUGUGAAGCAUCGACUUCUAGAAGGAGGGUACGUAGUGAAACUGAAGGAAAUGUUUUAGAAGACCCUAGUGAUGAAAGACAAAGAAAACGGCACAAAUCAGACAGCAUUUCUCUUACAUUUGAUGAAAGCCUCUCAUGGUGUGUAGUGAGUGGGUUAUACCGUGAUAGAAGCAACAGUGGCAGUUCCUCGGGCUCUGUAUCAAUUCCAGAUGAUAAUAAUGCCAAUUCAUUAAGUGGAAAUUCUGAUUGGUUAGACCAGGAAUCCAUUUCAGAUCAGUUUAGUGUUGAAUUUGAAGUUGAAUCAAUCUGUUCAGAAGACUACAGCCCUAAUGAAGAUGUACAAGAACUUACUGAUGAGGAUGAUGAGAUAUAUCAAGUAACCAUAUAUCAGACUGAAGACAGUGAUAUGGAUUCAUUUGAUGAUGAUCCUGAAAUUUCACUAGCUGAUUAUUGGAAAUGCUCAAACUGCAAUGAAAUGAACCCACCCCUUCCUCGCCAUUGCCCCAGAUGCUGGGCUCUUCGGGAGAACUGGCUCCCUGAUAAGAAAAGUAAGAAGCCUCAAGAGAAUAAGUAUGAAGAUGCUGCACUGCUAGAUCCUGAAGAGGGUGUUGAUGUUCCAGACUGCAGGAAAGGAAAAAUAGAUGAAGGUAAAGAAGUGGAUGAAGCAGAACAGACCUCUGAAUCUCAGGAAAGUGAAGAAUACUCACAGCCAUCGACAUCUAGCAGUAUGCUUUGCAGCAGUCAAGAAGACUUGAAAGAGCCUGAGAAAGAAGAGAAUGAAGAUAAGGAUAGUGGCACAGAUUCAAACCUUCCUCUAUCCAGCAUAGAUCCUUGUGUCAUAUGCCAAAGUCAACCUAAAAAUGGUUGCAUCGUACAUGGAAGGACAGGACAUCUCAUGUCAUGUUAUUCAUGUGCGAAAAAACUGAAGAAACGCAGUAAACCCUGUCCAGUCUGCAGGCAGCCAAUAGAGAUGAUUGUGCGGACUUACUUCUGUUAGUUGAUGUGCAGGAAUAACUCUGUAACCUUGUAAAAGAUAUCUGAAGACUGGUAAUUAAGAGGAAAUUUAUUUAAAAGAAAAGAUUAUUUUGAAUGUUUACAGAAGAGUUUUUAUAUCUUAAUUUUUUCUCCUUUGUAAAAUUAACAGUAUUUGCACUGAAAUUGAUGGUCUCUUGAAAACCUAAACUUUUCGUGGAUUGGGACCAUUAUCCUCUGCAAUUCUAUAUAUCUAUACUUAAGAACUUGUUAACAAAAGAGUGCUCGUCAAGAGAUCCCUCAUUAACAGUUCUUAGUUCAGUGUAGAUCAAAAUUGCAGAUCAGAUGUUUUCUGUAAAUUAUAUAUAUUUCAAGAACUCACAAACUCUAGACUACAACCUUUUUCUAACAAAAGUUGUAUUUGCUUCCUUCGGGGGAGGGCGGUAUAUAAAUUAAAUAUCUAAUCUAAAUCUAAUUACAUAUGGUUUUCUAGUCCUAAUUAAAAAAUAACUCCGCAGAAAGGCCUGAGAAGGAAUGGAGGGAAGGAACUCAAUGCUGUCUGGAAAGGGAAGGUCUCUGCCCUUUCCUCCAAUCCCGGGUGCAAAAGACUAAUCUUCCGCCUUAUGUGUUGCGGCUGCUGCCAAUUGCAGGCUGUCCAGGCAGGUGGUUUAGUGUACAUGCAAAUUUGUUUAAUUGAUGUAUAAUGAAAGAGGUGGGUCUUAGCUUCAGCCACCUUUUGGUUGGCUGGUUAACUACAACGGCAAGCUGCAGUUUCUCCCUGGUAAACUGCCCAGAUCCUAUGGCUAAGACUUGAAGGGGAAAUUUGCUGUGGGAAGAGGUAGGGUUUCUAGCUAAUCACAGCCUGUUAAAUGAUAGAUUUUCCUUGCUACAUCUACACUUGGCCUUCUUUGAAAAGCAUAGGCCCUUUUACAGAUCCCCCCAGCCUGAGGCAAUUCAGAAUUGUUCUGAUAUCAUGAGAAGAAAGAACAUGACCUGGUAUGGAUAACUUUGAAUUUAAUUUUGAAUUAUACCCACUCUGCAUUUUUCUGGUAAAAUUAUAUGGAAUUAUUAAACUGAAAAUUAUUGCUCA
This is a messenger RNA of Sphaerodactylus townsendi, 2811 nucleotides long. It is a transcript of the gene MDM2, whose product is annotated as MDM2 proto-oncogene. The transcript is spliced from 11 exons. Bases 76 to 1746 code for a protein of 556 amino acids. The record is from RefSeq and is a predicted model, not a curated record. Gene Ontology annotation, cellular component: nucleus. Gene Ontology annotation, biological process: negative regulation of apoptotic process; regulation of cell cycle. NCBI's taxonomy places the organism in Eukaryota, Metazoa, Chordata, Lepidosauria, Squamata, Sphaerodactylidae. Gene Ontology annotation, molecular function: ubiquitin protein ligase activity; identical protein binding.